Capsicum annuum is the source of this 4071-nucleotide messenger RNA. Its product is annotated as transcription factor GTE4. The record is from RefSeq and is a predicted model, not a curated record. The transcript has 5 exons. NCBI's taxonomy places the organism in Eukaryota, Viridiplantae, Streptophyta, Magnoliopsida, Solanales, Solanaceae. Gene Ontology annotation, molecular function: protein binding. Bases 1027 to 3306 code for a protein of 759 amino acids.
UGUUAAUUUUUUUUUUUUUUUCGUUUUUUUGGUGAUUUUUGAGAUUUUGCUUGAAAAAUUGAGCAUUUUGGGGGGUUGAAAACCCUAAAUUUUACAGAUUUAAUAGCAACUCUUUUUGUAAUUUUUUCUUUCAUUUCUUUUUUUUUCGAAAUUUUUGGAAAAAAAAAGGAAAAAAUGGUUUUAUUUUUCAUGAAAAGUUGAGGAUUUUUGGGUUUUAAUCUGAAAAAUUGAGAAUUUUUGUAAAAAAAAAAUAAAAAUCAUUUCUUUUGUCGGAAUUUUUGAAAAAAAAAAAAAAAGAAGAUGAAAAAAUGGUUGGAUUUUUUUAUGAAAAAAUGAGGAUUUUUGGGGUUUAAUUUACGAUUCAUUUUAUGUUCUUUGGAAAACCCUAAAAUUCCCAGAUUUUCCAAUUAAAUUUUUUUCAUUUUAGCUGAGAUGAAAAAAAAAAAAAAAGAUUCUUUUAUGGUAUUCGAUUUUAGCUGAAAAAUUGAGAAUUUUCGGGUUUGAAUCUGCGAUUCAUUUGAUGUUUCUUGGAAAACCCUAAAUUCCUAGAUUUAAAAUUAAUUUAUUUUGUAAUCUUUUUAACCGAUUUGUUGUUUCCAAUUUUGAACUCGAUUCAUUUUGGAAACCCUAAAUUCCCAAAUUUUCAAUUAAAUUUUAAUCUCCAAAUUUGAUUUUCUCUGAAAAAUGUAGAAUUUUUAGGUUUGAAUCUGCGAUUCAAUUGUUCUUUUUUGGAAACCCUAAAUUCCCAGAUUUAAAAUUAAUUUUUUUUGUAUGUGUUUUUCCCUCGAUAUCAUCGGAAAAAAAUUAAUUUUUUUUGGUUAGUGUUAAUUUAUGGUGUUUGAUUUUGCCUGAUAAAUUGAGAAUGUUUUGGGUGUGAAUUGAUUGAUUGUUGCAAUUUUUGAAUAGUUGAUUAAUUGUGGUGUUUAUUUUUGGAAACCCUAACUUACUUUCCUAAUUUUGGUGUUUUUUUUUUCAGGUUUAAGGUUGUUUUUUAGGGUUAGGGUUUACGUUUUUCAGGUUACAUGUAUGGAUACAGAUUCUGUUGAUUUGGAUUGUAGAGAUGAGAUUCGUUGGGGCUCAGAAAUCAAAGUUUAUAUCCGGAAAAAGCGUAGAAAUGCUGCAGCCGUUGAUGCCGUGGUGGUUAAUGCAGCUGCCCCGGAGGCGAUGCCACAAAACCUAGAUGCAGCCGUUGAUGCGGUGGUUGUUAAUGCAGCUGCGCUGGAGGCGAUGCCACAAAACCUAGCUGCGGCCGUUGAUGCCGUGGUUGUUAAUGCAGCUGCGCCGGAGGCGAUGCCAAAAAACCUAGAUGCUGCGCAAGCGAAUCCAGAGGAGGAGGAGCAAUUGGAUAAGGUAACACCUCAAACUCAGGAUGUUUUGAUUGAUGAUGUUACCUCGGGAGAUGUGGCCGAUGGUGGGAAGGAUGUUUUAAAUGAAGGUGGCGAGGGUGAUGGGACGGAUGUUUUAAAUGAAGGUGGCGAGGGUGAUGGGACGGAUGUUUUAAAUGAAGGUAGCGAGGGUGGUGGGACGGAAGUUAGAGAUGAUGGUGGUGGGGUGGAUGUUGGAGAGGAAGGUGGCGAGGGUGGUGGGACGGAUGUUGGAGACAAAGGUGGCGAAGGUGGUGGGACGGAUGUUGGAGAGGAACGUGGCGAUGGUGAUGGGACGGAGGAGGUGGGUAAUGAGAUUGAUAGACCGUUUAUUACUAGAGUGGAUGAUAGGAUUAGGAUUAGUUUAAGCGGGGGUAAUUUGAAUAUUGAGAAGGUUAGAGAGCUUAAAAGGACGUUAGAAAGCGAGCUCUAUCAGGUUAGGAAUUGUGCGAAGAGGAUUGAAAAUAUGGAGCGGGAGCGCAUGCAGUUGAAUCCUAUUAAUAGUAGUGGUAAUAAUGCUGUAGGUAGGAUUUUUGUUGGUGUUCCUGGGGGUGGACUUAGCUCGCGUAGACGUCAACAAUAUCUAGGUGGGGAUGAUGGGAUCGGACAUAGGUCUGUAGUGCGAGUGAAGCAUAGUCAACCAAGACCAUUUCAUCCUAGGCCAUAUCAGCCACCUAGUCUUUCGGUUGUUGUAAACAAUAACAGUCCGGUUGGCGAAUACGUGGAGAGGGAGAAGAGAACUCCGAAGGCUAAUCCAUAUUACAAGAACUCGGAGUUCCUUCUUGAGAAGGACAGGUUACCAGCUGAAAUCAAUAGAAGAUUUAAGCCGAAUGGAGGUGCGAGGAAGGAUAGAGGAGUGUCGAACCGUGGUUUUUCCUUCGACGAUAAUUAUAGAAAACAGCUGUAUAGAAGCUGUACUGAGCUGCUUCAGAGGUUAAUGAAUCAUAAGUUUGGUUGGGUGUUCAAUGAGCCGGUAAAUGUGAAGGCACUUGGGUUGCACGAUUAUCUUGAUAUCAUUAAGCAUCCUAUGGAUUUUGCUACUAUUAAGACUAGGCUAUCCCAGAAUUGGUACAACUCUCCGAAGGAAUUUGCGGAGGAUAUAAGACUUGUCUUUGACAAUGCCAAGACUUAUAAUCCUAAAGGGCAGGAUGUUCAUAUAAUGGCUGAGGAGUUGUCGCGCAUUUUUGAAGAUAGGUGGGCUGCAAUAGAGGCCAAGUUUAAUCCAGAGUGGAGGUAUCAAAUGUAUCGUGAUGCAGGUUUGCCCACUCCCACUCCCACUCCGAGAAAGCGCGGUCGUCCUCCUUCCUUUGUCCGUGAGCCAGUUCCGUAUCGUGUACUUGCACAUACUCCUCAAGCAAAGACUUUCGAAAGGUCUGAGUCAAUCACCGAAGCAGCUGACCCUCGGAAGAAGAAGCCCUCAAAGUAUUCUCAGGUUGGUAGGCCACCAGUUCUGAAGAAACCUAAAGCAAAAGAUCCGAAUAAGAGGGUCAUGACAUACGACGAAAAGCAGAAGCUAAGUACUAAUCUUGAGAGUUUACCUCAAGAAAAGCUUGAGGCGGUUAUUCAGAUUAUUAAGAAAAGGAGCUCAGCACUUAGUCAGAAUAACGAGGAGAUUGAAGUAGACAUAGACAAUGUCGAUACAGAAACGCUGUGGGAACUCGAUAGGUUUGUGGCGAAUUACAAGAAGAGUCUGAGCAAGAACAAGAGGAAAGCUGAACUUGCUCUUCAAGCCAGUGCAAGAGCUGCUCAGAGUGCUCCCAUUACAAGUUCGGACCCAAUGGUUGCUAAUGCAUUGAAAAAAAGUAGAACUGAAGAUGGGAGACAGGCGGAUAAUGCAAGCAGUUCCAGCAGCUCAGGCCGUUAUAGCAGUGAUUCAGGAUCAUCCUCUAGCAAUUCUGAUAGCGACAGUUCCUCUUCAUGUGGAUCGGAUGCAGAGGAUUGACCUAGAUGUGAAAGGAUGUAUAAUGAAAUCUUUUUCAGACGUGCGUUGAUUCAGAAUGUCAAGUUUGACUCGCUAAGUGUGGUUCCUUGAUGAUGAGAUACUGUGAUGGCAUAAACAAAUCGUUGAUUUUUACCAUCAUUUAGUUAGUCGAUAUACAAAUAUCUAUACAACGUGGUCUCCGUUUUGGGAUUGAAUUCUAAAUCAGAUUGGUUUACAGCCGUAACGUGAGAAAUAUAGCACCUGUAAAAUAGCACCAGUUAGUUUGCCUGAAAAAUAUCAUGUUGUGGUGGGAUUUCAUUCAUUUCAUUGCAGUGUUGUUAGAGCUACUAGGCAUGACGGCAUGAUUGUUUGACGUCCUGCAAGUGUACAAAGAACUAGUGCAGCCUAUGUCGCCCGGGCUCAUCAAAAAUGUCAUCAGAUGCGUGUUGGAUUCUUCAUCCGACGUGGGUGCGGCAACAUUAUCAUAGACUCCGAGCGACUUGGGCCGCAGCUAUGAUAGGUUAACGUGUAUUGUCAGACAUUGUAUAGUGUAAACUAAAGUGAUGAUAACUGUAGACUCUGUACAUAUGUAACCAUUUUUUUUUUUGCUUUUUUUGGUUUCAUUCUUGGUAGAUAGCUUGUAUGUCACAUUUACUUUUUUGAGUAGGUAGAUCAGGGUUGAUGAAAUGUAUAAUUGCUGCAUCGAUGUUGUUUUUUUAGAAUCACGACUCGUAUGAGUCGAUCAGGGAACUUGUUUUCUCGCUUUUUACAAGUUUUUCAGUUUUA